GGCGCUGCUGCAGGACUGCCGUCUGCUGAGAGGACACGGGCUCUGGGCUCUCGCGGCAUCUGCUACCUGGGCAUCGCUGCCAUCGCAUGGGGUACAGUGACGCGCGUGGAGGUGGGUGCUUGGACGUACCACUACAGUGACCGAGGGGACUACAAUUGGGACCAGGCCAGGAACUACUGCCAGACCUUCUUCACCGACUUGGUGGCGAUCCAGAACAAGCAGGAGAUCGAGUACCUCAACAACACCUUGCCCUUCCAUGGACGCUACUACUGGAUUGGGAUCCGCAAGCUGGGCGGCACCUGGACCUGGGUGGGCACGAAGAAGGCGCUGACAAAGGAGGCGGAGAACUGGGCAUCCGGGGAGCCCAACAACCGCCGCUCCAACCAGGACUGCGUGGAGAUCUACAUCAAGCGGAAGCAUGAGUCGGGCAAGUGGAACGACGAGCCCUGCAAAUUGAAGAAAAAGGCGCUGUGCUACCAAGCCUCCUGCCAGCCCUUCUCGUGCAGCCAGCGCGGCGAGUGCGUGGAGACCAUCGGGAGCUACCGCUGCGAGUGCUACCCCGGCUUCCACGGCCCUGAGUGCGAGGACGUUGUGAAGUGCACUGAGCUCCAGCCCGAGGGAGCGCGCAUGAACUGCAGCCAUCCCUAUGGAGACUUCAGCUACAACUCCACCUGCGUGUUCGGCUGCCAGGAGGGGUUCGAGCGGCGAGGAGCAAACAUGCUGCAGUGCCUGGCUUCCCAGAAGUGGUCAGCAGAUACCCCCACAUGCACAGCCAUCACCUGCCCAGUGCUCAGAGAGCCAGACCGGGGGCAGAUGAACUGCUCCCACCUCCAUGGGGUCUUCGCCUUUGGCUCCAUGUGUGCCUUCUCCUGCCAGACGGGGUUUGCACUGAAAGGAUCAGAGAGCCGUGAGUGCACAACCACAGGGGCCUGGACUGGGGAUGCUCCACAAUGUGAAGCCAUCACCUGCCCAGUGCUCAGAGAGCCAGACCGAGGGGAGAUGAAGUGCUCCCACCUCCAUGGUGACUUUGCCUUCAGCUCCACGUGUGCCUUCUCCUGCCAGGCGGGGUUUGUGUUGACGGGGUCAGAGAACCUCGAAUGCAUGGCCACAGGGACCUGGACUGCGGAUGCUCCACAAUGUGAAGCCGUCACCUGCCCAGUGCUCAGAGAGCCAGACUGGGGGAAGAUGAACUGCUCCCACCUCCAUGGACACUUUGCCUUUGGAUCCACAUGUGCCUUCUCCUGCCAGACGGGGUUUGUGCUGACAGGGUUGGGGAGCCGUGAGUGCACAGUCACAGGGACCUGGACAGGGGAUGCUCCACGAUGUGAAGCCAUCACCUGCCCAGUGCUCAGAGAGCCAGACCGGGGGAAGAUGAACUGCUCCCACCUCUAUGGGGACUUCGCCUUUGGCUCCACGUGUGCCUUCUCCUGCCAGACAGGGUUUGCACUGAUGGGGUCGGAGAGCCGUGAGUGCACGGCUACAAGGAACUGGACUGGGGAUGUCCCACGAUGUGAAGCCACCACCUGCCCAGUGCUCAAAGAGCCAGACUGGGGGAAGAUGAACUGCUCCCACCUCCACGGUGACUUUGCCUUCGGCUCCACAUGUGCCUUCUCCUGCCAGACGGGGUUUGUGUUGACGGGGUCAGAGAACCUCGAAUGCGUGGCCACAGGGACCUGGACUGCGGAUGCUCCACAAUGUGAAGCCAUCCCCUGCCCAGUGCUCAGAGAGCCCGACCAAGGGGAGAUGAACUGCUCCCACCUCCACAGACACUUUGCCUUCGGCUCCACGUGUGGCUUCUCCUGCCAGGCGGGGUUUGUGCUGACAGGGUCAGAGAGCCGCGCGUGCACGGCCAUGGGGAUCUGGACUGGGGAUACUCCACGAUGUGAAGCCAUCAAAUGCCCAGCAGUAGCCAUCCCCAAGAUGGGCCAGGCUGCCUGCUCCCACUUCCACGGGGACUUCACAUUUGGCUCCACGUGUGCCUUCUCCUGCCAGACGGGGUUUUUGCUGACGGGGUCGGAGAGUCGCGAGUGCACGGCCACGGGGACCUGGACCGGGAACACACCACAAUGCAGAGCCAUCAGCUGCCCGGGGCUGGACCCCCCCAGCAGAGGCCAGCUGAGCUGCUCUCAUGCCUACGGUAACUUCACCUACAACUCCACAUGCACCUUCUCCUGCGAGGAGGGGUUUGUUCGGAUGGGAGCAGAGGUGCUCUGGUGCGCAGCCACAGGGAACUGGACCAGGCACCCCCCUGUCUGUGCAGAGGACGGUGCCCCCUUCUUAAAGCAAGUCCUGGCUUACAGCAGCGGCACAGCUCUGGGGCUGGCUGGCGUCGUGCUUUCAGGGACACUCAUUGCCAUCCUUGCCAAGCGGCUGAGUGACAGAGACGAGAAGAAGAAGCUCCUGAACCCCACCAGUGACCUCGGAUCGCCGGGCACCUUCACGAACGCAGCGUAUGAUGCCAACCU
Molecule: messenger RNA, 2465 nt
Organism: Apaloderma vittatum (bar-tailed trogon)
Lineage: Eukaryota; Metazoa; Chordata; Aves; Trogoniformes; Trogonidae
Gene: SELP
Product: selectin P (granule membrane protein 140kDa, antigen CD62)
Exons: 15
Biological process (GO): response to cytokine; leukocyte tethering or rolling; heterophilic cell-cell adhesion
Cellular component (GO): membrane; external side of plasma membrane
Molecular function (GO): calcium ion binding; oligosaccharide binding; sialic acid binding
Source: RefSeq, a predicted model, not a curated record